AUGGGCUGUGUAAAAUCGCAUUCGACUUAGGUAGAUGAUUAAAAAUUAACAAUAUUAGAGAAGAAAAGACUUGAAUAGGUAGCUUCAACUACUAAUAUCCGUAGUGUUUAUGAAUUUUAAAGUGUUAUUGGAAAAGGAGCUUUUGGUACUGUGAAAUUAGCAUGCUUAAAAAAUUCUAUAAAUGAUAAAAAUAUAGCAAUUAAAAUUAUUGAUAAAAGUAUGCUAAAGUAAAAGUAAUAUCUUCUAUUAAGAGAGCUAGAUAUGAUGAAAAAUUUAGAUCAUCCUAACAUCAUUAAGUUUUAUGAAGUUUAUUAAGAUGAAAUGUUUUUUUAUAUUUGUAUGGAGUAUUGUGCAGGAGGAGAGCUUUUGGAAAGAAUUACUAAAAAAAAAGUUUUUAGUGAAAAAGAAGCUUCAAUAAUUAUGGAAAAGAUAUUUUCUGCUAUAAACCACAUGCAUAGUAGAGGAGUUGUUCAUAGAGAUAUUAAACCAGAAAAUAUUCUUUUCUCAAACAAAUAUCCUGACUCUGAAAUAAAGCUUAUUGAUUUUGGUUUAUCUACUAAAUUUGAUGAUAAUUCUAAUUUAAGCACAAUGGUUGGAACACCAAUAUAUGUUUCUCCAAAUGUUCUCGAUGGCAAAUACGAUAAAACAUGUGAUAAUUGGAGUGCUGGAGUAAUUCUCUAUAUUUUAUUGGUUGGCUACCCACCCUUCUUUGGUAAUAACAAGAACGAAAUUUUUAAAAAAAUAAAAUCUGGAAGUUAUACAAUGGAUGGAUUUGAAUGGGCUAAUGUAUCUCAGCUAGCAAAAGAUUUAGUAUCUAAAUUAUUAGUAGUCAAUAGUAAGAAGAGGUAUACUGCUGCUUAAGUAUUGUAGCAUCCUUGGAUUAAAAAAUAUUAGAAAAAUAAUUCAACAAUCAAAUCUAAUAACAGUAUUAAUGUUAUUAGUCCUGCAUAAUUAAAUACAAAUGGAAUUAAUACUACAGGACCAAGUAACCCCAAUGACACUGUAGACCCAAAAAUAGUUAAUCUAUUAAAAAACUUCUCUUCAACCAGCAAAUUUAAAAAAGAAGUUAUAAGAGUUAUAGUUAAUUAAUUGAACGAAAGAGAAAUAGAAUCACUUAAAGUUUAGUUUAAAAAAAUAGACAAAGAUUAAACAGGUUUAAUCAGAGUUGAUGAAUUAAAAGAAGUAAUGAAUAAUGCUGGUUACACUUCGUCCAAAUAGGAAAUAGAAUAGAUAAUCAGAAAAAUUUCAUCUUAAGAUAAUAAAGAUUUAACAAUUAAAUAUAGUGAAUUCUUAGCUGCAACAUUAGAUAUUGUAAGCUACCUUAAGUAAGAAAAAAUUUGGUCAAUUUUUAAGUAUUUUGAUCCUUCAAAUACAAACUAUAUAUCAAUAGCAGAUUUAAGAGAGAUUUUAUUAAGAAAUGGACGUGAUAUACCAGAAGAAGAAAUAAGACAAAUGGUAAGAGAAGUUAAUCCAGCAAAUGAUGGAAAUAUUUCACUAGCAGAAUUCAGUAGGAUUAUGAUGGGAGAAUAAGUAGACUUCAAAAGUUGA
Messenger RNA from Tetrahymena thermophila SB210, 1548 nucleotides. RefSeq names its product Serine/Threonine kinase domain protein. The transcript has 2 exons. Gene Ontology annotation, cellular component: phosphorylase kinase complex; cytoplasm; nucleus. Gene Ontology annotation, molecular function: calmodulin binding; calcium ion binding; calcium-dependent protein serine/threonine kinase activity. NCBI's taxonomy places the organism in Eukaryota, Ciliophora, Oligohymenophorea, Hymenostomatida, Tetrahymenidae. Gene Ontology annotation, biological process: glycogen biosynthetic process; intracellular signal transduction; peptidyl-serine phosphorylation. The record is from RefSeq and is a predicted model, not a curated record.